AUGUCACCACUCGUCAGACGUCCAUCUCUCCCCAUCUUGAGCAGUGCGCCACCAAUGCAGAAGACGAGUUGGCACCAGACUCCAACAAAAAACAUUCGCAGCGGCGUCAAUGAACAUCACCCAGCACCAUAUCAGAUCACUUCAUACGAAACCAAAGCAGCGCAUCUUGCAGUUGCCAAGGCGACUCUAUGCUCUUCGUAUUGCCAUGGUCAAUGCCUUCCAACUCCUGCUGAACGAAUGGACGGUGCUCGAGCCGCAUUCGAUGUAGCUGAGGGAGAGUUUCAUCUGCCGGGCCAGGACGGGAGAUCGAUCGAGUGGUCUCCCAAUAAGUAUCGCUUGAUCACGGACGCUGCAUGGCCUAUAUGCAGCCGUGUCAAAGCCACAGCAGCUGCCCUUGUUAGCAUGGUCUAUCGCUUUGAGAUGCCACAGUGCUUAGUGGAUUUGUGGAAUGGGCCAGUUACCGCUGCGGAUCGCUCCUUUGGAUGCUGCACUUCCAUGCUGUAUGCACACCCCAUUCUUCAACAGAUUAUCGAGCAAUCGUUGUACCGCCCCACCAAUGCAGAUCAACGUGUCCACUUCUCACCAAUGCCCGCAGGCGCAAUUGCCCUUGCUGCUACUGCUACCUUUAGUGCCCUUGAGGAGUGGAAGACGGGGUUAUGUCAGAAGAUCCCCUUCACCGAGGAGAGUUACCAACACACCUACGCGAUGCACCUCAGGAAUAUCAAAUGCAUGAUUGAUACUAUUCCUGAUCAAGCGGCCUCAUUGAUGAUGAGUAUGGCGGACUACUGCAUCGCAUGCAAUCAGGCCCCUGCGCCCCUACCAAGCGAGAACCAAGACGAACUCAAUGAAUUGACUUUUUGUUUGGAUAACAACAUCACUGAUGUUGACAAGGACAAUGCCAGCCUCGAAAUCUUUUGA
This is a messenger RNA of Serendipita indica DSM 11827, 918 nucleotides long. The record is from the annotation of a GenBank genome assembly. Lineage: Eukaryota; Fungi; Basidiomycota; Agaricomycetes; Sebacinales; Serendipitaceae.